Molecule: messenger RNA, 981 nt
Organism: Aureobasidium melanogenum CBS 110374
Lineage: Eukaryota; Fungi; Ascomycota; Dothideomycetes; Dothideales; Saccotheciaceae
Exons: 1
Coding region: 1-981 (326 amino acids)
Source: RefSeq, a predicted model, not a curated record
AUGGCGCCUAAGAAAAAAGUAGAACGCACAGCAGCCUCGUCUCGGCCAAAACGGACCCCCAAACCAACCACUGUUGCCACAUCUUCGGCUCCUGCUCCAAAGCCCAAGAAGAAGACGACUGCUAGCAAGAAAGCAGCAGCGACCAAAGUCACCAAGAAGACUGCUCCAAAGAAGGCUGCCACUAAGAAGUCUGCGCCUAAGAAGGCAGGAGCAAUCGCCAAAAAAGGUGCCCAGAAGGCAUCCACUGCAAAGUACGAGAAAUGGGUUAUCCCACCUUACGAAAACCCACAUGGUCCCGUUGAAGGCCAGAAGAGGAUUGACGCGAGAAAGAAAAAGGAAGCCGAGGCGUCAGAGAAAUACAAACACGAAAACAUUGGGUCUCGAUACACUCCAUCAGUGAUCAAGGAGCUGAAGAAAGACUACGAAGAAGGUGUUUCCAAGGGCGAGUGGGAAAAAAUGGGCUUCGACAACUUCCUCAAGACUUACAAGGGGUUUGACGCACAAGCCUGGGACAAGGCCCACGAGCGCAAGAUUGGCAAUAUCGAGGGUGACUAUACCAGCAAACAGGCCGACGCCAUGAUCAAAGAUAUGCAUGCCAGGCGGGAGAAAGGCGAGAUCCCUCACAUCCUCACCAUCACUGAUUACCUAUACUGGAAAGAAAUCGACAAGGAGCGAGCCAAAAUCAUUGCAAAGUACAAGGCCGACUACAAAAAAGAGCAAAAAAAGAAGCAGGGAAACGCCAGUGCUGUCAGUUCUCCAGUCAAGAAAGUGCAGAACAGCAUUGUUAAUGCGAGUCCAGUCAAGAAAGCCCAGGAUGCAUUGACGAGGAGUAGGUCCAAAAGUCCUGAGAAACAGAAGAAGAUUCGGAGUCAUGAUAGUGGUCAUCAGGCUGAUAAUGAACAGCAGAGUGUUAUGAGUAGGACUUGGGAGCUUGCUGCUAAUGCUGUCGAGGCUAUGAGGAGUGCGGUUAACCCGGAGUAG